AUGGCGAAACUAUCAGAGUUUGAGGAAAAGGGUUCAGGUUGGGCUUUGAAAAAAAUAAUAUCGUUGGAGGUUAAUAUUAACAAAUAUGAAAUCGGGAAUGUGGCUUCAUCCUUCAUUAAGCUACCGGAUCAAAUCCGAAAUAAAAACGCGUGUAUCAAUGUAAAAAACAAUGCUGAAGCUUGCUUUUUGUGGAGUAUAGGGUCAGCGCUGUAUCCUGCAAAAGCGAAUUCAGAUCGAACUAAUUCAUAUCCACAUUACACAACAGUCUUAAAUGUUGAGGGUGUGGAAACACCAAUGACUAUUGGAGGCAUUUCAAAAUUUGAGAAACAAAAUAACAUCUCUGUAAACGUUUAUGGGCUGGAAAUGAAUGUCGUUAAAGAAAAAACAUUUUAUGUAAUAACGCCGCUUAGGCUGUGUAAAACUAAAUUAGCUAGACAUGUAAAUUUGCUGAUGGUACAAGAUAAAUAUUUUCCACAAUUAAACGAUUAUGAGGCGCCUGUUGAGGAUGACGUAAUUGUAGACAUCAAGUACCAUUAUUGCAUGAUAAAGAAUCUGUCUCGGCUGUUAUCUAAGCAAGUAAGUAAACAUCAACAUAAAAUAUGUGUAUGCGAUAGAUGUUUAAAUUAUUUUAGCAGUGUUGAUAUACUUAAUCCCCAUGCAAAGUAUUCUGAGAACAUCAACGAUUGCAAAGUAUCAUUUCCACCAUAUCAACAUGUUGAAUUUAAAAAUCAUGUGUAUAAACAAGCAGCGCCGUUCGCCGUCUAUGCAGACUUUGAGACAAUGUUACAAAAAAUGAAAAAUAACCCACUUCAAAGUAAAACAGUUAAAAGUCAGGAGCAUAAAGCCUAUAGCGCCGCGUAUUACUUAACAUGUUCAUACGAUGAGUCAUUAUCUUUUUAUCGAAGCUACGCAGGUACGGACUGUAUAGAUUGGUUUGCCAAGGAGUUGGCAAUGUUUGUACAAGGAAAGAUAAAGCAUAUUGAACCCAUGAAUAUUAAGCCGAAUGCUAAUGAAGCAAUAUCCUGUUAUAUUUGUGAAAAGCCAUUUUUAGAAGAAGAUGUGGUUGUUAAAGAUCAUUAUCACUUUACAGGGGCUUUUCGAGGAUUUGCACAUCAAGUGUGUAAUCUUAAUUUUAGAAAACUGUUUGUUGUUCCGGUGUUCUUUCAUAAUCUCAGCGGUUACGACUCACAUUUCAUGAUAAGACAAUUAUCGAAAAACGGAUGUAUCAGUCUACUUCCAAUAAACAAAGAAAGAUAUAUUUCCUUUACUCUGUAG
Messenger RNA from Diabrotica virgifera virgifera (western corn rootworm), 1275 nucleotides. RefSeq lists its product as uncharacterized. The coding region runs from base 1 to 1275 and encodes 424 amino acids. The record is from RefSeq and is a predicted model, not a curated record. The transcript has a single exon. Lineage: Eukaryota; Metazoa; Arthropoda; Insecta; Coleoptera; Chrysomelidae.